AUGGCGCGUCGCGUUCCUCUCGAUCUUCCAGAAGAAGCUAUCCGUGUGAUCAAGGGGGACGGAGGAGUCAUUCUCACCGGCUUCACUUCAGCAAGCCAAGUCGAACAAGUAAACCAGGAUGUCAACGAAAUUCUGACGAAAAGAAAGAGUGAUGAGGCAUUCAAAGCCCUUUACAAUGGGCGGAUUUACUGCGGUCUUCUGUACGGCCUCAGUGAGACAGCACGAGAACAAUGGACUUUAGACCACAAUCUCCAAUCGAUUGUCAAUCACUUUCUCCAGACAGUGAACGCUCCUGAGGUGGAUAACAACAGUACGCCAGCACGCAGCACUAACGCCAUUCUAUCUCAAGCAAACAGCAUCCUCACCCUUCCAGGGGCUGCCGGACAGGCCCUGCACCGUGACGACAGCAUAUGGCAAAAGGUACACCGCAGCCAGGAGGAGUCGGGGUACUGCUUGGGAUCGGAUCUGGGGAUUGCAUUAUUGGUGCCAGGGGUUCAGACAACUCGUGCGAAUGGAGCCACGUUGUUUGUCGCCGGGUCCCACCUCUGGGGCGACUCGCGGGAAGCUACCAAUGACGAAAUCCGACCUGUGGAGAUGCAGCCGGGGGAGGCUUUCCUCUUUCUGGGUUCCGCGCUCCAUGGAGGAGGGGCUAAUUCCACUCAGAUUCCGAGACUGCUGCAUGCUGUUUUCUUCUGCCGCUCAUGGGUUCGGCCGGAGGCGAAUGAGUUUGCAUGGUGGACGGAGGAAGAGGUGCAGAAAUGGUCAGUCGAUGCGCAGAGGCUGGCGGGUUAUGUUACGGAUAAGAUGCUGGGCAUUUGUGAUGACGGCGAUCCCAUCGACGCGCUGCGACGUCACCGGUCAAAAUGA
Molecule: messenger RNA, 867 nt
Organism: Venustampulla echinocandica
Lineage: Eukaryota; Fungi; Ascomycota; Leotiomycetes; Helotiales; Pleuroascaceae
Product: Phytanoyl-CoA dioxygenase family protein
Exons: 4
Coding region: 1-867 (288 amino acids)
Source: RefSeq, a predicted model, not a curated record